AGUUGACCGUUUUUGUAUUUAGGAAUAAACCAUUUCAUGAGUUCGUAAGGCGCACGUUAGCAUUACAAUCUCGAUUAAAUGGCAGAGAUCCCUUUUGCUCGAUUUCCAGUAAACACCAACUGAUGUCGAAUUGAUUGGGAUUUGGGAGUUGUAAUUUCUCAAUCUUUAUUGAGAAAUCAACCUGACCCGACCCCAAUUCUGAAUUCUGCAGAUUGAGAAAAAGGAAUAAAAAUGGAUUCACUUAAUAAUGAUAUUAAUCCAGAACUGGUGCGAUUUCACGAGGGCACCGUUUCCGAUUCCAAAUACAUUGGAGAAAUCGGAAUCUCCAUGGAAAUUCUAACGAAAGUAGACCUGCAAUUGGCGUAUUCAUCAGAGAAGUUACUGAAUUUGGAAAGUCUUUUAUUACACGUAUUAUCAUGGGAAAACGACUUUGAAGCCAUGGAUUCAGACGAUGUCUCAGUGGAAUUCGUUGAAAAAUCGCUCACAGUUGAUCUCUUAUUCAGUUUCGUGGAUUCCGAGGUUAAAGAAUUUGACGGGUCAAUUGAUUUGAUUCGCGUUGACCUUGUUGACACUCAUCAAAGGCUCUCAUCAUGUAAACAUCUUGGAGAAUUAUUCUCAAUCGUUGAAGGGAAACUGCAUGAUUCUGAGGACUCUUUGAAGCAAUCACAAGAACAUGUUCUUGAGAUGAAGAUGAAAUUGGCCAAAUUGCAAAUGACUUCAUUCGCUUUCAAUAACAAUGAAUGUUUCUCGGAAGAUUUUCAAGGUUUGGACAUUGAAGCGAAGCCAAGGUUACAAACGAUUGAUAAAGUUCAUGUUCUUAAAAUGCUGGAGAAAUCGUUAUCAAGAGAGCUUGAUCUCGAGAAGAAAUUAACAGAAUCAAAGCAAAACGAAGAAGAUUUGAAGCUAAAAUUACGAUUGACAGAACAAGUCGCGUUCAUCAUGGAAGAAGCAGCAGAAGUCGUUUGGGGUCGUUUUUUGGAAGCGGAGAAUGCUUCUGUUGUGCUCAUGGGGGUUUCAAGAGAUCUGGUAGCUCGACAUCAACUCAUUCAAUUCAAUCUCAAUGGUUUUAAUCAUCGAGAAGAUGGAUUUAGGUUAAAACUUGAAAACUGUAUCAAAUUAUUGAACACAAAAGACGCUUCAAUCGAGAAACUCAAUAGCAGAAUCACACAGCUCGUUGCAGAUAAUCUCGAAGUUUCAACUUUGAGAGAAAAACUCAAAUCGCUAGAAGAAAAAGUCAACGAAUCAGAAUCUAACCUGAAGAAAGCGAAUUCAACAAACGAAUCGAUCCAAGAACGCGUAAGAGAAAUGGAAAACAUGAUAGAGUCGUUAAAAGAUAACCUUUACACAGCAGAAACUAGGGCUGAAACCGCCGAAGGGAAGGUGGCUCAAUUGUCCGAUUCAAACAUUGAAUUAACUGACGAAUUAGGGUUUCUAAAAGGAAGCCAUGAAAGCAGCUCGAAGAAGAUGACUAUACUUGAAAAACAAUCGAGAGAACUCGAGCUUCAGUUGCAAUAUGCAAAGGCGUCUUCUGAAGCAGGUCAAGAACAACAAAACAUGUUGUAUUCUGCAAUAUGGGAUAUGGAGACUUUGAUCGAUGAACUGAAGCAAAAGGUCUCCAUAGCUGAAAUCAAAGCUGAAAACGCUGAGGAUCAGUGUUUGUUGUUGACUGAUACAAAUUCAGAGUUGACCAAAGAGGUUGACUUUCUUAGAGCUGAAGUUGAAUCACUUGAAGCUUCUUUGAGUGAGGCUAAUCUUGAUAAAGUGGCUAAUGCGAAAGAUAUUGGUAUUAAGACAAAGCUUAUUAUGGAUACAGUCAUGCAACUUGCUACAGAACGUGAGCGUAUAACAAAACAGUUGCGUUCUCAAACGGAGAAAAAUAGGGUUUUGACGGAAACCCUAAAAAGAAACACAACAUUUUCCAAUCAAGAAAUGAAAGUUGCAACGUUGAGUGAAAAGUUACCACAAAACUUGACAAAAUCGUCAUCGGAAUGUAUAAAGGCAGGUUGAAGAAAUAGAAGUGGUGAAUGACCCUGAACCAGAGUCAUCGGUUACUGAUUCAGACUCGAGUGUGGAUGAAAUAGAAGUAGAAGAACCGGAAUCCAAAACUAAAAGAAUGCUUGUGAUUAGAGCGAUUUUUGUGUUGUUGAUCUCGGUUUUGGCAGCGUUUUUUGUCAGUUGGAAACCGGUUGGUUUUGAUGUUACUGUAGGUUGAAGUUUUUGGAUUUGUGUCAAGUAAGUAACAUUUGUUUUUUUAUGUAGUAUUUUUUGUGGCAGGUGUUUAAUUUGUGUAUAUGUAUAUGUAAAUCAUUGUUUUUCAUAAGUGAGGUUGAAGUGUGGACAU
Molecule: messenger RNA, 2341 nt
Organism: Lactuca virosa
Lineage: Eukaryota; Viridiplantae; Streptophyta; Magnoliopsida; Asterales; Asteraceae
Source: the annotation of a GenBank genome assembly